This is a messenger RNA of Marmota monax (woodchuck), 1434 nucleotides long. RefSeq names its product mitochondrial calcium uniporter dominant negative subunit beta (gene Mcub). Gene Ontology annotation, biological process: calcium import into the mitochondrion; mitochondrial calcium ion homeostasis. Gene Ontology annotation, molecular function: calcium channel inhibitor activity. The record is from RefSeq and is a predicted model, not a curated record. Gene Ontology annotation, cellular component: mitochondrial inner membrane; uniplex complex. Lineage: Eukaryota; Metazoa; Chordata; Mammalia; Rodentia; Sciuridae.
GAAGCUGGGACACACCCUCCCUGCACUCCGCCCCCGGGAGGGGCGGGGCGGCGCGGGGCAGGCUGCUCCCACAGCGGGCUGGGGCCGGGAGCCUCGGGCGCCGACCGGGGAGCCGUGGGCGCCGGCUGGGAGCCCGCCGCGCCGGAGGAUGCGCCGCUGACGCCGAGAGUUCCCGGCGCCGGGCAGGAGGAUGCUCUCGAGGGGCCUCUGGCUGGGGCGGCUGCUGCCGAACCCCGGAGUCCCGGGCCGAGCUCGAACGAGGCCACCGACACCGACGCCCCAGGAGAUGCAUGACUCCACUACUGAAAGAGGCUUUGCUGAUCCAUGAAGUUUGCACUCAGCUCAGUCAUUUUGUGCUAACAGAAAGCAGAGAGAGACAAAUAGUUUUUUGUGUGAAGAUGCAUGAAAAUCUGAACUCCUACCCACGGUGCCUUUAUAGCACAGCAGAGCCACCUGAUGAAAUUACAGUUCAUUAUAGACACGGUCUUCCCUUGAUAAUACUGACUUUGCCAUCCAGAAGAGAGCGCUGUCAAUUCGUAGUCAGACCGAUGUUGUCAACAGUUGGUUCGUUCCUUCAGGACAUACAAAAUGAAGACAAAGGUGUCAAAACUGCAGCUGUCUUCACAGCAGAUGGCAAUGAGAUUCCAGCCUCAACUUUGAUGGAUGUUUUGCUAAUGAAAGAUUUUAAGCUAGUCAUUAACAAGACAGAAUAUGAUGUACAGUGUCCUCAGAAUGAAAAAUCAAGCUAUGUGCACAUGACUGAGAUGGAAAGUGUGAAAUCCUUGGUUCACAGACUGUUCACAGUCCUACAUUUAGAAGACUCUCAGAAGAAAAGAGAACAACACUUGUUGGAGAAAAUUGACCACCUGAAGGAACAGCUGCAGCCCCUUGAGCAGGUGAAAGCUAGAAUUGAAGCUCGCUCUGAGGCCAAAACCAGAGGACUCCUAUGGGCUGGAUUAGCUCUGCUGUCAGUUCAGGGUGGGGCACUGGCCUGGUUCACCUGGUGGGUGUACUCCUGGGAUAUCAUGGAACCAGUCACAUACUUCCUCACAUUUACAAAUUCCAUGAUCUAUUUUGCAUACUUUAUACUAACUCGACAGAAUUAUACUUACACAUUGAUUAGCAGAAGGCAAUUGCUUCAGUUCUUCCAUAAGAAAUCAGAGCAACAGCAUUUUGAUGUGGAACAAUACAACAAGUUAAAAGACGACCUUGCUACGGCUAAAGAAGCCCUGAAACAUGUGCGCCAUUCUCUCUACUUGAAGAUGCAAGUAGAAGAACUCAGUGAAUAAGAAUUAAUCUCACAUUUUUAAACACCAUUGGAUUUUCCAUUUUGUAUUGAUUUUGUAAUUUCCAAACUGGAUGUUUUUGAGUCUCAUAGUUCAUUUUAAUUUUACUGUCUAAUCUUUUUAGUUAAUAAAUUCAUGUAAAACAGAA